Molecule: messenger RNA, 1072 nt
Organism: Stylophora pistillata
Lineage: Eukaryota; Metazoa; Cnidaria; Anthozoa; Scleractinia; Pocilloporidae
Product: sodium- and chloride-dependent GABA transporter 1
Biological process (GO): sodium ion transmembrane transport; amino acid transport; nitrogen compound transport
Cellular component (GO): plasma membrane
Source: RefSeq, a predicted model, not a curated record
AUGACGAAUAAGGUUCAACCCGUUGUUAUAAAGGUAGAAGAAAGCUCUGCUGUGAGCGAACAGCGAGAGAAAUGGACCUCGAAAGCUGACUUCAUAGCUUCCUGUAUCGGCUAUACCGUCGGACUUGGGAACAUCUGGCGGUUUCCAUACCUCUGUUACAAAAAUGGCGGAGGUAACUUUAUUAGUGUAGAUAUUUAUCAGAGCUCGGUCUUUUUACUCAGGGAUGUAGUUCAGAUUUUCAAGUACACACUUUAUUUAGAACCAUUUAGUACAACGGUGGCCUACUUUAUGGUCAUCUUCCCUUAUAUUGUGUUAUGCAUUUUGCUUGUUCGUGGUGUCACUUUGUCUGGUGCACUUGAUGGGAUCAUCUUUUAUGUCACACCAGACGUCGAAAAGCUCUUAGACUGUGUUUAUUUUUUAUACGUUUGGAUCGACGCUGCUACCCAAAUAUUUUUCUCCCUUAGUGUGGGCCUUGGAGGCCUGUUAACCUAUGCCAGCUAUAAUGAUUUCAAUAACAAUGUUUUCAGGGACGCAGUUUGGGUAUCGUGCAUCAACUGCGCGACCAGUGUGGGCGGAGGGUUUGUUAUCUUCAGUGCCAUUGGCUUCAUGGCUCACACCCUUAAUAGGGAAGUUGCACAAGUUGUAUCCUCUGGACAUGGUCUUGGCUUUGUGGCUUAUCCUGAGGGGAUCGCUCAAAUGCCAGCUGCACCUGUUUGGGCUGUGAUGUUCUUUAUGCUCUUCACUAUUGGACUUGGGAGUCAGUUUGUGUUUACAGAGACGACCAUCGCGGCUGUGAUGGACACAAUUCCUAAACUUCGUCCCUAUAAAGGAAGAUGCCUGUUCAUGCUUUGUCUAAUUUCCUAUCUAAUCGGGCUCUAUUGCGUCACUAAGGGAGGAAUCUAUGUCCUGAACAUAUUUGAUAGCCAAAGUGGAGGCUUUUCUUUGAUUUGUGUGGUUGCUCUCGAAGCUGUUGCCGUCAGUUGGGGAUAUGAGUUGAUAAACUCUCUGAAAAUAUCAAAGACAUGAUGAGAGGAAACCCAGCAACUACUUCGUCAUCUGCUGGAAUUGGAAG